AUGCCAGUACAGCAGAUAACGGUGGUGCCGGCCAAGGAGACGGCCAGCAACGGCAAGAGCGCUCCUCGCUCCAAAGACAAGACCGAGGUGAGGCGUGGGGAAAUAUUGAAUGUGAAAGCUCCCGGGCGAUCAGGGAGUCGAUCCAGCAACAUCUCCAAGGCCAGCAACUCUACAACAGGAGUCACCACAGCCUCCAAGACGUCCAUCAGCCCGUCUUCUCAGGACAUAUGCAGGAUCUGCCACUGCGAGGGGGAUGAGGAGUUCCCUUUGAUCAUGCCCUGCCGCUGCACAGGCAGCCUGAGCUUCGUCCACCGGGCGUGUCUCAACCAGUGGAUCAAAUCCUCCGACACUCGCUGCUGUGAACUCUGCAAGUUUGACUUCAUCAUGGAGACGUCGCUCAAGCCGCUAAGCAAGUGGGAGAAGCUACAGAUGACGACGGGCGAGCGGAGAAAGAUCUUCUGCUCGGUGCUGUUUCACCUGAUAGCGAUAACGUGCAUGUUGUGGUCAGUCUACAUACUGGUCAAGAGAACCGCUGAGGAGAUCCGACUCGGGAAGGACGGUGUGCUGGAGUGGCCCUUCUGGACCAAGCUUAUCGUUGUAGCGAUCGGCUUCACCGGCGGCCUCAUCUUCAUGUACAUUCAGUGCAAGGUCUACCUGCAGCUGUGGCGCCGCCUCAAGGCCUUCAACCGCAUCAUCACCGUGCAGAACUGCCCCGAGAAGGACCAGCACCACCCGCAGGGCCACGCCGGCGCCCUCUUCAACGGCGGGCACGAAACCGUGGAGGUCCCGGUCAGCCCGGCCCCCGUCCCGACUCUGCCUUCACAGGUGGACUCGGACAUGUCGGUGGAGGCGGCUCUGGCACCGGCACACAACCCCGUCUGA
Molecule: messenger RNA, 882 nt
Organism: Pleuronectes platessa (European plaice)
Lineage: Eukaryota; Metazoa; Chordata; Actinopteri; Pleuronectiformes; Pleuronectidae
Gene: marchf1
Product: membrane-associated ring finger (C3HC4) 1
Exons: 6
Coding region: 1-882 (293 amino acids)
Biological process (GO): protein polyubiquitination; immune response; antigen processing and presentation of peptide antigen via MHC class II
Cellular component (GO): lysosome; late endosome membrane; early endosome membrane
Molecular function (GO): zinc ion binding; MHC protein binding; ubiquitin protein ligase activity
Source: RefSeq, a predicted model, not a curated record